UCGAAACACCACGUGUCCCAGACCGUCGCAAAAAUUCCUCGCCCUCACUAACUUGUGACGUUUUCAUUGGCCGAACCUCCACGCCCACUUAUCCAUCCAAAACACCGGAUCCUGACUUCUUAAAACCCUAAACUCGCUCACUUUUUCGUAUCCCAAAACCCUAACCCCCGUUCUGUUCCUCCUCACUUCUGCUCUCUCUCUCUCUCUCUCUCUCUCUCUAGAAUAAUCACGGCGGUGAAGAUGGUGGGUGACAAGGGCAAGAAGUUGAAGGUGGGAGAGAAAGGAGAAGAGGAAAACGCAGAGCACAUCGACGGAGAUCUCGUCCUGUCCAUCGAGAAGUUGCAGGAGAUUCAAGACGAGCUCGAAAAAAUUAAUGAAGAGGCAAGUGACAAAGUCUUGGAAGUUGAGCAGCAGUACAAUGAGAAACGCAAACCCGUCUAUGAGAAGCGUAAUGAUAUUAUCAAGUCCAUUCCUGACUUCUGGCUAACUGCUUUUCUGAGUCAUCCUGCUCUUGGCGACCUUGCGAACGAAGAGGACAAAAAGAUAUUUAAGUAUCUAAGUUCUCUCGAAGUGGAGGAUUUUAAAGAUGUGAAGUCGGGUUACUCAAUUACAUUUAAUUUCAGAUCCAAUCCUUACUUUGAAGACACCAAGCUCACGAAGACUUUUACCUUUCUUGAUGAAGGAACAACAAAAGUUACUGCAACUUCAAUAAAGUGGAAAGAAGGCAUGGGCAAUCUUAAUGGAGUUGCUAAUGAGAAGAAAGGUAACAAGCGGCCUCAUGGUGAUGAAAGCUUCUUCACCUGGUUCACUGAAACCCAGCCGAAAGACGAUGUGGAUGAUUUCCAAGAUGAGAUUGCGGAGAUAAUCAAGGAAGAUUUGUGGCCCAAUCCUCUCACUUUUUUCAGCAAUGAGGCUGAUGAAGAUGAUUCUGAUGGUGAAGAAGAUGAAAUAGAGCUAGUAGGCAGCUCUGAAGACGAUGAUGAGCAAGAAGAUGACGACGACAAUGAGGGUGAUGACGAGGAUGGGAAUUAAGCUUUCUUCCACAGCUGAGCUUACGUUGUUUUGGCUUUCACCGCUUUGGCAUAGCUCACAUGAUAGGUGGGGGUCUUUUGAGGUUGUAAAGAACCAAGCAUCCUGAUUUUCCUGCCAAUGUCGUUGGAGGUUCUCAGACCUUAUCUUCUCCAUCGAGGCGUAGCUUUCUGUUUUCUUUUCCUCUGUCAUGUUGGUCUACGAAUGAACUCCACUACGAAAGAGUCAAAUUAUACUUUUAGAUGUAAAGCUGUUUGGGUGACCUAUAUAUGCACAGAUUUUAGUGUGCCUUCGUUUGGGCUUUUGAGAGUAUCCUGAAUUUGCUUCACAGUA
This is a messenger RNA of Rhododendron vialii, 1362 nucleotides long. RefSeq names its product NAP1-related protein 2-like. Gene Ontology annotation, biological process: nucleosome assembly. Bases 241 to 1032 code for a protein of 263 amino acids. Gene Ontology annotation, molecular function: histone binding; chromatin binding. Gene Ontology annotation, cellular component: chromatin; nucleus. The transcript is spliced from 10 exons. Lineage: Eukaryota; Viridiplantae; Streptophyta; Magnoliopsida; Ericales; Ericaceae. The record is from RefSeq and is a predicted model, not a curated record.